CUUUCCAAUUCUCCUUCCAUAAUAACCACCGCUCUCACAUCUCUCUCUCUCCCCCUCCCCCGUAAAGAAACGAGAAGAAGGAGAGCAAAUGAGUCGUCUUGCACCAUUAUCAGAAGAACCCAUAAACGAAGAUGAAGAGUACAGCACAAACUGUUCAAAGAAGAAAGUUCACUCAUGGAGAAACUGGCUCAAGACUCAUUUCCAUCUUGUUUUCAACAAAAGAUCUGACCUUAAAGUCCUCUUGAGUGUUCUUGGCUGCCCUCUCUUUCCUGUCUCCAUCCAUUCUAAAUCGCCCGUCAAUGAGGUAUCCUCCUCAGCUCAAUACAUUAUACAACACUUCACUGCAGCAACCGGGUGCCGAAAACUACAAGGCAAAGUGAAGAAUAUUUUUGCUACAGGAAAGGUUACAAUGGCCAUGGUUGAUGAGCUUGGUGGCUCAGCUAUGGCUGGAGUCACUACAGCUGCACAAAAAGGGUGCUUUGUAAUGUGGCAAAUGGCCCCUAACAAGUGGCUAAUUGAGCUGGUCGUUGAUGGCCAUAAAGUUGUAGCUGGUAGUGAUGGCAAUGUGGCCUGGCGCCAUACUCCUUGGCUUGGCUCUCAUGCUGCGAAAGGUGGAGUUCGGCCUCUACGCCGAGCGCUUCAGGGACUAGAUCCUAUGGCCAUAUCAGCUGUAUUCUCUCCAUCACAAUACAUGGGAGAGAAGUGUAUCUCAGGCAUGGAUUGUUUUGUACUGAAAUUGUCUGCUGAUCAAGCAGACCUUGCUGACCGAAGCGAUAGCACAGCAGAGAUGAUCAAGCACGCAAUAUUUGGCUACUUUAGCCAAAAAAAUGGCCUCCUGGUGUAUCUAGAAGACUCGUACUUAACCAGAAUUCAGUCUCCAGGAACCUACCCCACAUACUGGGAAACCACAAUGGCAACAAAAAUAGAAGACUAUCGGGCAGUGGAGGGUGUGAUGAUAGCACAUGGUGGUCAAUCAAGUGUAAUGAUCUCAAGGUUUGGGGAUAACUUGAAGGAAGGUCUUUCGAUCACACGGAUGGAGGAGACAUGGACAAUCGAUGAUCUUGCAUUUGAUGUACCUGGACUCUCCAUGGACUGUUUCAUUCCUCCUAAAGAAGUUCAGAAGGAUUAUCCGGAGGAGAAUCUUGAUUGGAGAUCGCCAUUACAAUGAUGAUCAUCAUCUUUUACGCCAUGGCAGAGCCAAAUACUCCUGCAAGUGUGGUUUAUAUAUACUCUUUAACUCCGACUAGCAUAGCAGAGAUGAUUUUUACUAUGUGUGUAAAUACAUAACGUGUAACGUACUUUUAAAGCACACGUUUUGUUUCCUUGAAGGAGAACUCGAUAUCCAGGUCCACCGGUAAUGAAUGUUCUUGUCACGCAGACUGUAAGUCACACCAACAAUUGUAUACAUAUUUGCUCGACGGAGAGUCCUCGUUUUUUUUU
Molecule: messenger RNA, 1440 nt
Organism: Populus nigra (black poplar)
Lineage: Eukaryota; Viridiplantae; Streptophyta; Magnoliopsida; Malpighiales; Salicaceae
Exons: 3
Coding region: 89-1168 (359 amino acids)
Source: RefSeq, a predicted model, not a curated record